Messenger RNA from Myripristis murdjan (pinecone soldierfish), 1656 nucleotides. RefSeq names its product G protein-coupled receptor 45 (gene gpr45). The transcript has a single exon. NCBI's taxonomy places the organism in Eukaryota, Metazoa, Chordata, Actinopteri, Holocentriformes, Holocentridae. Gene Ontology annotation, molecular function: G protein-coupled receptor activity. The record is from RefSeq and is a predicted model, not a curated record. Gene Ontology annotation, biological process: G protein-coupled receptor signaling pathway. The coding region runs from base 7 to 1152 and encodes 381 amino acids. Gene Ontology annotation, cellular component: membrane.
GCUGCGAUGGCGUUUUGUAAUGAGAGCCUGCUGGAGGGCUGUGACUUCAUGGAGCCAGACAAUGUGGCGGAGAGUCUCCCAUCAGGAGCUCCUGUCAUGUCAGUCACUCUGCGUGUGACUCUGGCAGCUAUAAUGAUCUUCAUGAUUACUAUUGGUUUCCUUGGCAACGCAAUCGUAUGCCUGAUUGUUUACCAGAAACCUGCCAUGCGUUCUGCCAUCAACCUCCUUCUCGCCACGUUGGCCUUUUCAGACAUCAUGCUCUCCCUGCUCUGCAUGCCAUUUACGGCUGUCACUGUGGCGACUGCUGACUGGCGCUUCGGAAGUGGAUUCUGCCGUGCGUCCAUCAUGCUGUAUUGGCUGUUUGUGCUGGAGGGUGUGUCCAUCCUGCUCAUAAUCAGCGUGGACCGGUUCCUCAUCAUCGUGCAGCGGCAGGACAAGCUGACCCCUCACAGGGCCAAACUGCUGAUUGCAGCUUCAUGGGUGCUGAGUCUGUGUGUGUCCCUGCCCUCUGUAGUCGGCUGGCGGGCGGGUGCAGCCGGUAUUGGGGGUGCCUGGGCGCCACAGUGUGUGCUGGGAUACAGUGAAUCUCUGGCAGAUCGUGGCUACACGGUGCUGCUGGCAGUGGCAGUGUUCUUCGUACCAUUUGGUGUCAUGCUCUACUCCUACUUGUGUAUACUCAACACGGUGCGCCGCAACGCCCUGCGCAUCCACAACCACACCAGUGAGCAUUCCUGCCUGCCGGCCCUCAACCAAGUCAGUAAACUGGGCCUCACCGGGCUGCAGCGGCCCCCUCAGGUCAAUGUGGACAUGAGCUUCAAGACGCGAGCCUUCACUACCAUCCUCAUCCUCUUUAUCGGCUUCUCAGUGUGCUGGUUGCCUCACACGGUUGUCAGCCUGCUGGCCGUGUUCAGCCGGCAGUUCUACUACAGCCCGGCUUUCUACCCGGUCAGCGUGGGCGCUCUGUGGCUCAGCUACCUGAAGACUGUCUUCAACCCUGUUAUCUACUGCUGGAGGAUCAGGAAGUUUAGGGAGGCCUGCCAGGAGUUCAUACCCAAGAGCUGCAGAUUGUGUCCCAGGGUGCCGGGCAGGAGCCGCAGGAGGGUGAGACCCAGCAACAUCUACGUGUGCAGCGAGACCCAGUCAGCUGUGUGAGGAGGGGAACCCAAAGCUGGGAAAUCUGGUAGAUGCAUAAACCAGCAGCCCAAUAUCAACUGUUUUUUUUACCCUUAUUUUCUCAAAAAAGCAAUCAGACGGUUAACUGUGACUACCUACUGAUAUUCACCUGGAAAAAAAGCAUAUAAUAUGUAGUCCUCAAGUGUAAAGGGAUCAUCUUUGCCAUUAUGUAGACAGUAGUAAUAGUCAAUGGCUUGAUGGGCUUAGUAGCCUGUCAAAGUUACUGCCAUUUAAAUAUUUUGCAUCAGUCACUGUCAGUUUGUUUCUCUGUUUUAUCACUUGUCCCUAAUCUGUUCCCUGAAUGUUCUUCUGCUUAUUCAUAUUCUAGACACAGAUUUUCAAUCUCUCAUCCUAUAAUUUGCAUCUCUGGGAAGUAAGUGGUGUUGUGCAGUCAAUGACCAAAGAUGAUUCUCUCCCUCUGUUUUCCAGGCACAAGUAACUUGUCAUUUGCCUAAUUAAUUCCACAAAAUUCUUGUAAGAGAG